Molecule: messenger RNA, 663 nt
Organism: Nematocida major
Lineage: Eukaryota; Fungi; Microsporidia
Product: ribosomal RNA-processing protein 8
Exons: 1
Coding region: 1-663 (220 amino acids)
Cellular component (GO): nucleolus
Molecular function (GO): methyltransferase activity
Source: RefSeq, a predicted model, not a curated record
AUGGCAAGCAACAGAGCGAGCAAAAUAAUUGAGAAUCUGGAGGCCGGCUUGAAGGGCGCAAAGUUCAGAAUUUUGAACGAGGUCCUCUACAGAAAGACGGACAAGGAAAUGAACCCGGAGCUAUUCCAGAAGUACCACGAGGGGUACAGAGAGCAGGUGGCCAAGUGGCCAUUUAAUCCGGUGGACAGAAUUGUAAAUCAGCUGCGAAAUGUAGACGCAAAACACGUUAUUGCUGACAUGGGGUGUGGAGAUGCAACCAUAGCAAAACGGUUCAAGGAGAGGCAGGUCCACUCUUUUGAUCUAAUCAAGCCGGAGGACGACAAGUAUGUUGUGGAGGCAGACAUACGAAACACUCCAUUGAAAAACGAGUCCGUUGAGGUCGUUGUCUUUUGCCUGUCUCUUAUGGGCGAGGACGCCAGCGCAUACAUAGAGGAGGCCUACAGAAUACUCAAGCCCGGGGCCUUGCUGAAGAUUGUGGAGGUAAGGAGCAGGCUGCACAAGAUAGACGGCUUUGUGCGCCCGAUGUCUUUGCACGGCUUUACUCUGCUGUCCAAAGACCUGGAAAGCAACUUCUUCUGCUUUUUUGACUUCAAAAAGGUCUCUACGCGGGUCAAAAGGCUGCCCUCGAUUCCGCUCAAGCCGUGCGUGUACAAGAAGAGAUAG